AUGAGUAGACCUCAUAUGAAAAUUAACAUUAAAGAGGAACUCGAUGGUUUAUAUUUGAGCACAGAAGAUAAUAUUAAGGAAUAUAUUGUUGAGAAUCCUAGCGACAAUCAUAUUCACACCAUUGUGAAACCACCUCCGCCCGCCACCACUGCUAAGUAUCUCCCAAUGGUUUACCCUCUCAAAUUUGCGGAUCUUUUAUUAAUCAGCUUGUUUCUCUGUUUCCAUUUUUUCACAUUCUCCCACAAAGAACCACCAAUGAAAAAAAGGCGCCCUUUGGAAAGAGGAAUAUCUGUUAUUCAAAGUAAUAAUGAGGUUCAACAGUUCCCUGUGUCGGAAUCAAUUAUGUGUAGACAAAACGUGUUGGUUAACUCGACUUCGGUUAAAUAA
This is a messenger RNA of Funneliformis mosseae, 387 nucleotides long. The record is from the annotation of a GenBank genome assembly. NCBI's taxonomy places the organism in Eukaryota, Fungi, Glomeromycota, Glomeromycetes, Glomerales, Glomeraceae.